GGUAACUAGGCGAGAGUGUUAUACCGAUUACAUAACAAAAAAAGCCGUUAUACGUUUCAGGGUACCCGCCCCGCGGCGGUAUAUCGCGUCGGGGAGCAGCACGGCCAGCGAGUCGAGCAGGAGUACUACCGCCAGUACCUAGACGACUUUUAUAGGGUAAAUUUUGUUACAUAGAACGCCUAGACGCAGCAAAGGAAAGGGGAAUUGUUCAAAAAUCGAUUUUGAGGAUUCGUACGAUACACCAACGGGGGUUCGCAAACAAGCCGCGAGCUAGAGAUGAAGAGCUAGCCGUUAUUGUUGACUACUUUAUGGAGCUUCCGGCCGUUUAACUUUACACUUGGCUUAAAAUUAUAAUACUCGUAAUGUUAAUUGAAACGGCUUAAAACAGUCAUCGAGCAAUCAUCCAACAAUCGGCAUACCAAUACAAUCAGUCCCUAUACGUAAUCAUCAUAUUUUUGUACCCGAUUUACCACCGGCAAAACUUGUAAACCGUCGCGACGCACAUUAACGUCAAACAAUCAAUUUCGUCCAUUAGGAAGUAAAUACUGGACAGAACCGUGUCGCGCUGGCUUUAUUAACACUGAAGACUGAUAUUUUUAGUUCCACAGACACACCACACCGCUAAUUUCCCGGAUUUUCCGACCCUUUACGACAUAAAUUUUGCAAUUUCCAUAUUCCUUGCCCUAUAGUUAGAGCCACUUCACGUAGUCCCAAUCAAAAAAUGUUCCCUACUUAAGAGCACGCUAUAGGUAACUUUAGAAAGCACUACUAAUUGUUUCUAGAGAACUUAAACUCAACAUUAUAUAAAUAAAUCUAACGCUAGUAACUGAAGUAACGAUUUAAAAAUUGUUUUCUUAUAAUGAUUGAGUGAUAUUCGGCUGUGUUUUAACGACAUAUAUACGUAAAAAUUUUGUGUUUUGCCGGCAUAGUAUUGAAAUAUGUCCAAGCUAAUCGCCAUAUGUGUGUGUGAAGAAAACGUCGGCGCUUUUUAUUAGUUCACCGUCGAUGUGCAAUACUAUCAGCAUGUAACGUUUGUUAUUCAAUAAAAAAAUCCGUUUUACGAAGCAGUAGCGUAAUUCAAAUCGUGUGCGGCGAGCAUCGAAUCUAUGGUCUGUGUCUCUCGUCGAACAACCAAUUUCUGUUCCAUCAUCGCCAAUCGAUAAUAACCGAUUUGUGUGGGACGCGUUUGUCAAACAAUGUCAUUUGAUUUUAACCCGCAAAAUGGCUUCCAAAAAGUGUCUUACAAAAGAAAAAGCAGACUGAAACCGAAAACAGAGAUCGCGGCGCAAAACGAACUCGAUCCAUUUUUCGAUAAGUUGGCAAAUGUGAGACGCGUAAUCCAAGCGAAAGAAGAACUAGUGACAACGGACUUCUUCGAAUCGGUAACUGCGUCGUUAAGGGAAGGCCUGCAAACUCUUGACGGUAAAAAAUUCGACGAGAUCAUAUGUCUGGGACUGGGACGCGUGUCGCAACUUCUAGUGUCGCGUUAUCAGUUGGCAUUACUAUUGUGCCUGAGAGAACUCUACGGGGUGCAAGUGCGCGCGUCCGAUCCCAUUUUUAAUGAACAUGAUAAAAUUUUACUGGAUUAUUUUGACGUUUCGGUUGUGGACGAGAAUCUAGAGGGGAAAUAUCGCGCCGCCAGUGGUUCAGUUACCCUGUUUUAUCUACCGCAUUGCUCGAGACAAUUGACGAACAACCUUUUGUGGUCUAACUGGGGAUUGAACUUGAACUCGUGCGCGAUCAUCGCCAACAGUUUUAACCAAAUUGUGGAGAGUCGUGUCGGCAGAUGGGAAGUGAACGAGUCAGCGGGUUACAUCGCUCGAAUAUGCCCGUAUGUUUUAGAGUUGGCCGUCAUCAACAGUUUCAAAUAUUACGAGGUGUUUAACGAUACUGCCGUCCACUUUUUCCCGUGGAACAGGCUCAAGCUUAUUUCUGAGGAUUUCUGGGAACGGAACCCGGAACCUGCUUACGACCUCACCGACUUAGAGUUUAUAACCAAAGAGUUGCCUAAUAAAGUGAUUUUAUUCUAA
Cylas formicarius (sweet potato weevil) is the source of this 2030-nucleotide messenger RNA. RefSeq names its product SRR1-like protein. Lineage: Eukaryota; Metazoa; Arthropoda; Insecta; Coleoptera; Brentidae. The record is from RefSeq and is a predicted model, not a curated record. Bases 1197 to 2030 code for a protein of 277 amino acids. Gene Ontology annotation, biological process: microtubule-based process. Gene Ontology annotation, cellular component: nucleus; cytoplasm. The transcript is spliced from 2 exons.